Messenger RNA from Suillus paluster, 7590 nucleotides. RefSeq names its product armadillo-type protein. The transcript is spliced from 26 exons. Lineage: Eukaryota; Fungi; Basidiomycota; Agaricomycetes; Boletales; Suillaceae. Gene Ontology annotation, molecular function: protein kinase regulator activity. The coding region runs from base 1 to 7590 and encodes 2529 amino acids. Gene Ontology annotation, cellular component: cytosol. The record is from RefSeq and is a predicted model, not a curated record. Gene Ontology annotation, biological process: regulation of translation; cellular response to amino acid starvation.
AUGGAUGAUCAGGAUACGAGCGGACAGACAUGGACCCGAGAUCUCGUGCUGGAGGACUGGCAGAAGGCUAUGCAGAUCGCCCAGGGGAAACUUUUAACCAGCAGUACCAGAAUUCGCCGAUUGUUUUUGCAGGAGGAACUCUUAUGGCUUGCGACUAAUGGAGGACUGAGCCUGAGGCAGAUCAUGGAUAUUUUCAAACUCCUCACACAAACAUACCCCCGAUACGUUGAUUCCGCCUCCCGCGACGCCGUCGAGGAAGUGGGAAUGGCGCUGAUUGAGAAGGAUGAGACAGCUGAUGCUGGCCAAAAGAUGGGUGUCACAGAGCAGGUUCUAGGGUGGCUUGCGAAUGAAGUGUCCCAGAUAGCUAAGCGUGGUUCACCAAGCACAUAUGCCCCUGCAGAUAUUUUCGUUCUCUUGAGCUGGGCAUGUGGCCUUUAUGCGACAUGUCUGCGAUUCUCUCCUGACUUUACAUCUUCCUCUCUGUGGAGAGUGCUCGUCGAGAUCUUUGCGACGCUUCUUGAUAUGCAGCUGAACCACUCUACGCGAACAAAACCAACUAUGCAGAAAAGUGCCCUUGUCCGUACGCGCAGAGCACUCCGGUCUGCACCGGAAGUGCUUCCCGCUCUCAUGACAACACUGACUGCACAGGCAAAGUCUAGCCAAGCUCCUCUCAUACAGAUUUCGUUGUUGAGCACUGCUGUGGAUGUGACACUUCGCCUGAAAAAUGUGAAGGACGAAUCGCUUACCCAAAUCCCUCCUGCAAUCAAGGAUGCCAUUCUCGAUCUUUACACCACUUGCGUCGUGAUGUCCAAAAAUCCCGUUCCAUCGCACUCUUCUAGUGCGCUUCAUGAUUUCAUAGGGACUUGUAUAACCCCGAGCGAUCUAACAGCAACUGUGUUACCAACUACGGAGAAGGCCCUUUUACGAUCACCAGAAUAUUCACUAAGCGUGAUCGCAGACUUCCUACUCGCGUACUCUCACACCCUCGACUCCACCACAUUCAAAAAACUCCUCACUGCCUCCUUGAACUCUGCCAAGUCCAAUAACCCUGUCGUGCGCACGAAUGCCACGGGGCUUUUUAAGGUUUUAAUCUCCAAGGACAUUGACUCCACCAACGCCAAUGCGGCUCUCACGGAUGUUUUGGCGCUUCCCAAGGCUGGUAAAACUACUGGCCCUGAGCAUCGGCUCACGCUUUAUGCAAUGCUAGCCGCGAUGCCACCAAGCGCUGCAGUUUCGGUCACUGUAGUGCAGAAUGUACCUCUGUUGCUCGUGAAGGAAACGAAUGAUGCGGCUGUUGGGGUACUGGCGUCAAUUAUGGCCAUUCAUCUCACUUUCAUCCUCAAGGCAAAUAUUGAAGCGCCUGCAGACACGACGACUAUGAUUGCGAAGGAGAUAACCAAUCCGAAGCCCGUUAUUAGGAGAGCCUUUGUAUCGAUCACUGGGUCGGCGCUCUGGAACGCUGACACGGUGGACACUGACGCUGUCUUCGCUUUUUCAUCGGGAGUAACAAGUGCUCUUGAGACGAACUUGAAGAUUGUGACCGCGAAUCCUCUGACUGCGGCAGUGGGUCCAUUAGAGGGAUAUAUUGCCCUUGCUUUGCUCAUGGGUCCACUAGCAAAUACGGGAAAGUUCAGCGAUAUCGUAGCCCGCAAUGCAUCUAUCGAAGUUCUCACUGGCACACAGGCCAAGCCGUCAUUCAUGAUCUCGGAUAAAAUAUACCAAAAGCUGACAGACGCAGGAGACGAAUUGUGGCUACUGCGUGCUGUGAACCUGUCUCUUUUCCGCCUGAAGAACGAACUGGGUAAAAGCGAGCAUUUACGGUUGCAAAUCGGCUCCGUUUUUGUUCAUCUCUCCAUUCACUCGCAGUCAUCUGAGGUUCGCAGAGCAACAAUUCAGACUAUUGAAGCCGCUGUUGCACUCCUGCCACAGCUCGUCAGUUUGAUCCUGCGUGAAGCGCUGACAGUGUCUUUGAUCAAAGAAAAGUCGAGUGCCAUCAAGAGCGUACCAGUCAGAGAGGAGGCUGAAAAACCUGUAGACAAGCAGCGAAGGUAUGCAGCACUGCUACUGUCCUGCGGCGGUAAGGAAGAGGCAGCUGCAGGAGAGAAAGACGAACAACUGGUAGACCUUAUCGUCCUAGCGCAUCACUCUGCUAUCUGUCCUCCAUCCCGGCUGCUAUGGAUUGAGUUGUGUCAGAAGGCUAGCGUAGACCCGCAUAAUUUAAUUUCCCGGCGUGUUGAUCAGGCGAUGACGAGCAUUUUGACGGCAUCUGCCAUCGAUUCGAAGUUUGGCUUUGCAGAUGCGAGCUAUCAAGCAACCAGCACAUUGGCGUUUGUUUGUCCCGAAAAUGUAUUACCGAAGGUUACAGAGCAGUUACGCGCUGACAUUAACUCUUCGACUAUUAAUGCCCUAUCCGAGGCUGAAUUCGGUAUCUGGGAAACACCAGAAGGGACAACCUACGUCGAUGUUCUCUCCUCUCAAAAGUCCGAGGAGGGUCCCAAAAAGGGAAAAGACGCUGACAUUGCCCGCUGGGAGGCCGAACUUCGUAAAUCGCUUGCGAACAAGAAGGGUGCUGCGCCAGCUACGCUAUCGAAGCAAGCUCAAGCGCUCGUACAAGCACAGCUGGACAAGGAAGCAAUUGUGCGGCAGCGAGUCACCACUAUCAAACUCAAUCUGCAACGAGGGCUUUCCUUUGUUCAGAGUUUGGCGUCCAUCAAUGUCCCCGAGUUGCGUAUGUACGUUUCGGUCAUUUUAUCGCUCUUGUUGGAAGGAGCUAUGGGUCAGGGAACAAGGCUUGUCGGGUCGCAAGCAUUUGAAGCGUACUUAGACCUCGCCAAAUGCUGCUCAGCACGUUUGGACACGUUCCGUAAGUGGGUUGGUGUGGCCACAUUGCGAAGCCUUGAGAUAGCAUCGGUACCUGAGGAACUGAGGGCUGAACGACUGAGCUCUCUUGUGCUACGCGUUCUUUACCGCCUGCGAUCGCUGUCAGAGCAAGCUCCAUUUGAUGCUGCAACUUUCUCCUAUGCAUUCCCUCUCCUUGCGCAGGUGUUGCUGAAGGGUGGUGUAGACGUUGGGGAAGAUGACGACGACGAAGCACUUGAACAAGUCACUCUCGUGCUUGACAUCAUCAAGUUUCACUGCACCGAAUUUUCGGAUGCAGCAUUUCCCCGCAAAGCAACCAUGGAGCAUGUCAUUCACGUCAUUAGGCACCAGCCGCGACUUAGCAAGGAAGCCUCAUCUGUUCUCAUUGACCUCGGAGAGGCUGUGCAAUCGAAUGCGACCCGCGAUGAGGUUGGUGUGCUUAUUAAUGGCACACUAUUACAAGAGGUCUAUGUCAGGAACGGUUGUCUGCAGGCGAUCCAGCCAUUCGACUUGACCGAUCUCGAUUGGUCUCCGCAACUUUGGAUAGCCUGCCACGACGAUGACGAACAGAAUGCCCGUCUCGCGAACCACGUGUGGGAAGAUAACGGCCUGGAUGUGCCAGAAGAUUUCCUUGAUAAGCUCAUGAACUAUCUGGAGCACAACAAUGCGUACGUGCGAACUAGCGCAGCAUCGGCAAUUGCGGAGGCCGUGAUAUAUUGGCCUCGAAAGAGUGCAUUGACCGUGGCUGCUCUGCAAGACUUUUACCGAGAGAAGGCCAAGAUCCUUGCACCUGAGUUCGACGAAUAUGGCAUGGUUAUUGCUUCCAGCCUCGAUCGCUCCGAUCCCUGGGCUACCCGUGUGGCAGUUGCCCUUGCAUUUGAGCACUUGGCUCAAUCAUUCACCGAGGAUCAGAUCGAACCAUUCUUCGUAUUCUUGGUUAAGGACGAAGCACUAGGUGACAGGUCGCCGGAUGUGUGCCGUGGCAUGCUUCGGGCUGGAACAGCCGUCAUCGACAUUCAUGGCUCGAAACGGCUUGCGGGUCUACUCUCAACUUUUGAAGAACAUCUAGCUGGCCCGAGUCCCGCCAACGAAACUGGAGAUCAAAUCAAAGAGGCCGUCGUCAUUUUGUUCGGACGUGUCGCCAGGCAUCUCGAUGCCUCAGACCCACGUAUUCCCAUCAUUGUAGACCGAUUGGUCGAAGCACUCAAGACACCAGCAGAACAAGUCCAAAUAGCUGUUUCUGACUGCCUUGUCCCCCUAGUAAAGCUCAUGGGUCCAGGCGUUCGCAAACUUGUUGACCAUUUGUUCGAGGAACUCUUUAAUGGAUCGAAAUACGCUAGUCGACGGGGAGCUGCCUAUGGUCUUGCAGGUACCAUCAAGGGUUUGGGAGUGGGCGCCAUGAAAGAAUACGAUGUCAUCAACCACCUCCGGACAGCUGCCGAGGAUAAGAAACGAUUCGAAACGCGUCAAGGUGCAAUGUUUGCAUUCGAAACUCUGUCAAAUACGCUCGGUCGACUCUUCGAGCCCUACAUCACGUUUAUGCUCCCCAUUCUGCUAACCGCGUUCGGUGACACGACAGCAGAUGUACGCGAGGCUGCUCAGGAUGCGGCAAGAGUAAUCAUGGGAAAUAUGUCUGGAUAUGGCGUCAAGCUCAUUCUCCCUUCCUUACUGUCUGGUUUGGACGAGAAACAGUGGAGAUCCAAAAAGGGUUCCAUCGAAUUGAUGGGUAUGAUGGCUUACUGCUCGCCCCGACAACUAUCACUAUCACUGCCCAUUGUCAUUCCACGCCUUACUGGUGUUCUGACAGAUACGCAUGCUCAGGUCAAAGCUGCGGCCAACAAGAGUCUGAAACAAUUUGGAGAAGUCAUUAAUAACCCUGAAAUCCAGGCCCUUGUUCCGACGCUGCUGAAGGCGCUUGUGGAUCCUGCGAAGACGACAAACGCUUUGUCAGCCCUCCUGAAGACAUCAUUCAUGCACUACAUCGAUCACUCCUCUCUGGCGCUGGUCAUACCGAUAAUUGAGCGUGGAUUGCGGGAACGAGGAACAGAGGGUAAGAAGAGGGCCGCUCAAAUUGUUGGAAAUCUCGCAUCUUUGACGGACUCCAAGGAUUUCGUUCCGUACUUGUCUUCACUCUUGCCCUUGGUGCACGUCGUCCUGGUUGAUCCCGUGCCAGAAGCACGCGCGACUGCUGCCAAGGCGCUCGGGACACUUGUUGAACGUCUUGGAGAAGCACACUUCCCCGACGUUGUUCCCGGGCUUUUGAGAACACUCAAGACCGAUACUUCGGGUGUUGAUCGGCAAGGUGCGGCUCAGGGCCUCAGCGAAGUACUGUCCGGACUCGGUAUGGAGCGACUUGAGGGCCUUCUCCCUGACAUCAUCGCCAACGCUCAGUCCCCGCGGAGUACAGUCAGGGAAGGUUUCAUGUCUCUCCUCGUGUAUCUACCUGCCACCUUCGGCGCUCGAUUCCAACCACAUUUGCCGAAAAUCAUAUCCCCCAUUUUAAGCGGACUGUCUGAUACAGAAGAGUACGUUCGCGAAGCUGCUAUGCGAGCAGGGCGGAUGAUUGUCACCAAUUACUCCACCAAGGCGAUUGACUUGCUCCUGCCUGAGCUUGAGCAGGGCAUGUUCGAUGCCGGCUGGCGCAUUAGGCAAUCUUCGAUUACCCUGGUUGGAGAACUUUUAUUCAAGGUAUCAGGUAUCAGUGGAAAGGCUGAAGUUGAAGACGAAGAAGUAGUUGCCGAAGCUGCAGCUGCAGAAUCUUCUCGCCGCGCUCUCACAGAGGUUCUUGGAGAAGAACGUCGCAACCGUAUUUUGUCGGCAUUAUAUCUUGCAAGACAAGAUGCAGUCAACGUUGUACGUCAGUCUUCCAUUCACAUCUGGAAGGCACUUGUGCACAACACGCCUCGCACUGUACGCGAAAUUCUUCCGGAGCUGGUUGGUCAGUUGGUGAAACUUUACUCCAGUCAGGAGUUCGAACAGCAAGAGACUGCUACUCGUACCACGACAGAACUAAGUCGCAAGUCUGGCGAAAAGGUUCUGGGGGAAAUUUUCACAAUUCUUCAUGCCAAGUCGCAUUCUCCUGAUAUAUGUACCCGUGAAGGCGUUUGCCUUAUGCUGUGCGACGUCAUGGAGAGUACAUCCGAUGCGCAACGUGAGGGUCAUGAAAAUGAGAUUAUCAACAUGGUUCGCACCUCUCUUGUGGACGAUGACGCUACGGUACGUUCGGCGGCCGCGAAGGCAUUUGAUGUACUUCAAGAGCAUCUCGGCGCAAAAGCGAUUGACCAGACGAUCCCCACCUUGUUGGAAGCUUUGCGUCAGCCUGGUGCAGGCUCUGACACUGCACUUCAAGCCUUGAGGGAGGUCAUGUCGGUCCGCGCGUCUACUGUGUUCCCUGUUCUCAUCCCAACCUUGAUUGCCACACCUAUGACGGUUUUCAAUGCCAGAGCUCUGGCGUCUCUUGUCACCGUUGCUGGAAAUGCCUUGAGCAAGCGCCUGAUCGUCAUUCUUGGAGCAUUAGUGAAGGUUUUAGAGGGAGGCCAAGAUGAUGAACUACGGAACGCUAUUGAUGAGGCCCUGCGCGCACUUUUGGCCUCAAUAGAAGACCCGGAAGGGUUGAACACUUUGAUGUUGCUCCUUCUUGGAUGGGCCAAGAAUGAUGCGCCAAAACGUCGGAUUAGUUCCUGCAAUCUCUUUGCAGUGUUCUGCGAGGAGUCUGAUCUCGAUUCUUCGUUAUACCGCAUUGAUUGGGUUCGACAACUUGUUUCUCUCUUUGACGACCAAGAGGUUCCAGUCCACACUGCUGCUUGGCAGGCAUUUGAUAUAUUCGUCAAGUCGGUGCCCAAGGACGAGCUAGAGUCCCUCGUGGUCCCCCUGCGUCGGACGAUCGAGAGUACUGGUGCACCUGGCCGUUAUGUUCCUGGUUUCAGCCUGCAAAAGGGCGUGGCACCUACCGUCCCUAUCAUUAUUGCUGGUCUUACGACUGGCAGCAACGAGCAGCGCGAAAAUGCAGCCUACGCUAUUGGUGACUUGGUGGAACGGACAGAGGAGUCUGCUAUCAAACCUUUCGUAGUGCCAUUCACUGGGCCCCUCAUUCGUGUUGCAACACAGGCCACCACAUAUCCCCCUGGUGUGAAGACUGCCAUCAUCAGUGCACUGGCUUCCAUGCUCGAGAGAAUUCCUGGUCAUGUUAAACCGUUCUUCCCUCAGCUUCAGCGCACGUUCGUCAAGGCGAUCAGCGAUGCAUCCUCCGCCGUCGUACGAACUCGUGCAGCAGAUGCUUUGGGGAUUCUUAUGCGCAGCCAGCCAAGGGUGGAUCCCGUUGUCACGGAACUUAUCACUGGUGCAAGAUCCAGCGAUGAGGAGAUUGCUGCCAGCUUCGUUCUUGCAUUGUCGAACGUCGUGAAGAGUGCCUCCGCGCACGGUGGUAUCGGAGAUAAGGCUAGAGAAUCGUGUAUUGAACUUGUGAAUGACGCAUUCCGGGAAACACACGAGGGUAGUGCAUACUUGAUCUCUGGAACACCUCCAUCAACGCUAGCAUCGCAUAUCAUUUUGGCCGUCCUAGCUCCCGAUUCAGACGACUAUCUAGAGCCAGCGGCAACGUUGUUCGCCAAACUCGGGCUCUUGCGCAGCGUGGCUCUGAAGGUCAAAGAAAGUGCUGCCAACGAACGCCCCACUAUAUCAAGACCUGCGAGAGAAGCCAGAGAUAUCUUGAAAAACUAUGGUGGCAGAUGA